AUGGUUUCGUCGUCAUCCCUGGGGCAAUGGGCAGGUGCCGUCCUGGCUACCAGCCUUGUAGGAUCAGCCCUGGCUGCGACCACAGCAGAAUGGAAGUCGAGAUCCGUCUAUCAAACCAUGACAGACCGAUUCGCGCGCACUGACGGCUCAACAACCGCCCCGUGCAACACCACUCAGGGCCUGUACUGUGGCGGUACCUGGCGAGGUACCAUUGACAAGCUCGACUACAUCCAGGGCAUGGGAUUCGAUGCUAUCAUGAUCUCCCCCGUCGUAGAAAACAUCGAGGGCCGCGUGUCCUAUGGAGAAGCUUACCAUGGCUAUUGGCCCCUGGAUCUGUACUCCCUCAACUCGCAUUUCGGUACCCACCAGGAUCUGCUCGACCUGAGUGAGGCCCUCCACUCUCGUGGGAUGUAUCUGAUGAUGGAUACGGUCAUCAACAACAUGGCCUAUAUGACCAACGGCAAGGACCCCGCCAAGAAUAUUGAUUAUUCUGUCUUCACUCCUUUCAACGACUCCAGUUACUUUCACCCGUACUGUAAGAUUACUGACUGGAACAAUUACACCAACGCCCAGCUGUGUCAAACCGGAGACAACAAAGUGGCAUUGCCCGAUCUGUUUACAGAACAUGAGGUCGUACAACAGACACUGGAAAAAUGGGCCAAAGAAAUCAUCUCCACUUACUCGAUCGACGGCCUGCGUAUCGACGCAGCAAAGCAUGUGGACCCUGGUUUUCUCAAGAACUUUGGCGACGCUAUUGGCUCGUUCAUGACCGGAGAAGUUCUGCAGCGGGAAGUCGACACCAUCUGCGAAUACCAGAACAACUACAUCGGCAGUGUCCCUAAUUACCCCAUCUACUAUUCUGUCAUCAAUGCUUUCACCUUGGGUAAUACUAGCGACCUGGCCAACCAGGUGGAAGUCAUGAAGAAUUCCUGCGACGACGUGACUGCCCUCGCCUCGUUCUCGGAAAACCACGAUCUUGCGCGAUUUGCUAGUAUGACGGAUGAUAUCGCGCUUGCUAAGAAUGUUUUAACCUUCACCAUCCUCUACGACGGCGUUCCCAUGAUCUAUCAAGGCCAAGAGCAGCAUUUGGACGGACCGGGCACACCUGACAACCGUGAAGCCAUCUGGCUCAGCAAAUAUAACACCGACGCCGAGCUGUAUAAGUUGAUCGCGAAACUGAACGCCAUCCGUAAGCACGCCUACAAGCUUGAUCCGAACUACGUCAGUCUCCAAACAUACCCUAUCUUCCGGGGUGGUAGUGAAUUGGGCUUCCGCAAAGGUGUCGAGGGCCGACAGGUGGUGAUGCUCUUGUCCACCCAGGGCACCAAUAGCAGCGCAUACAACCUCACUAUGCCGGUGAGCUUCAACGGAGGCGUGGAGGUUGUGGAUGUGCUCAACUGCGUGAACUAUACGGUCAACCCGCAAAGUGAACUGGUGGUUCCCAUGGACAAAGGCGAACCCAGAGUCUUCUUCCCCACCUCUCUCAUGCCGGGCAGUGGUCUUUGCGGUUACACGUCCGAGAACGUUUCGUUCGUUGAGCUGAAGACCAAGGGCGCGGCGGCUGCGAUGUCUCUCGGUGCCAAGGCCACCGGCAGUGCCGCUCAAGGCGUCUUGCUUUCUGUUCUCCUGUCUAGUCUUGUUGCGGUAUUGUUGUAG
Messenger RNA from Aspergillus bombycis, 1656 nucleotides. RefSeq names its product alpha-amylase. Gene Ontology annotation, biological process: carbohydrate catabolic process. The transcript has 2 exons. Gene Ontology annotation, molecular function: alpha-amylase activity; calcium ion binding. Bases 1 to 1656 code for a protein of 551 amino acids. The record is from RefSeq and is a predicted model, not a curated record. Lineage: Eukaryota; Fungi; Ascomycota; Eurotiomycetes; Eurotiales; Aspergillaceae.